Molecule: messenger RNA, 4932 nt
Organism: Gigantopelta aegis
Lineage: Eukaryota; Metazoa; Mollusca; Gastropoda; Neomphalida; Peltospiridae
Product: mitochondrial proton/calcium exchanger protein-like
Exons: 14
Coding region: 100-2427 (775 amino acids)
Biological process (GO): intracellular monoatomic cation homeostasis
Cellular component (GO): mitochondrial inner membrane
Molecular function (GO): calcium ion binding; ribosome binding
Source: RefSeq, a predicted model, not a curated record
AUGGCCGCAGUGAGAAAUGUGUGAGUGUUUACCGGUCAAGACGAAGCUUGUUAUCAAUGGAUUUUGCUAGCAAGAAAUGAAUACAAGCUGCAUUUACAAAUGUCGUACAUAAUUCUGUCAAGAUUUGCUGGUCGCACAACUGCCAAUGGUGGUCGCUACUGGCUACGAUUGGUUAAUUGUCGAUGCAGAUGUCAUUUAGGAACUUUAAUUCAUCAAAAUAAAAGUGACAAAGUUCUUUAUAGAUCUACUCAAUGGAUUAAAGGAAAACAUUUCUCCACAAGAAUUUUGCCUAUAACUGGAGUAACCUCUCCUUGGCUUGGUGGACAUCCACUUGCUGUUGGCUGUAAUCAGCAUAAUUAUCUCAUAGAUCCCACGCACGACCCAUUAUUUUUAACCAAUAGAGUAAUUGUUUCCCGCAAUAUUCACACCAGUAAUUUAUUGUGUAAAGAUGAAUCUAAAAUAGAACAGUCUGUGAAGGUUUUGAAAGAGCAGUCCGAAGUGAAGGUGGUGGAUCAAGAGAAGACUGAAGUUGUGAUAAAGAAAUCUCUAUGGCAGAGAAUUGUAGCGGAGUUAAAACAUUAUUACCAUGGUUUUCGAUUACUCUUCAUAGACUUCAAAAUUGCAGCACAACUCUUGUGGGGUGUGCUGAAUGGGAAAUCUCUGACAAGAAGAGAACAUAGACAGCUUGUGAGAACAACAGCUGAUCUCUUUCGACUGGUUCCAUUCCUUGUAUUUCUAAUUGUUCCGUUUAUGGAAUUUCUUUUACCUGUUGCCGUGAAGCUGUUUCCUGCCAUGUUACCAAGUACUUUCACAACAGAAAAUAGAGAACAAGAGAAGCUGAAGAAACAGCUGAAGGUGAAGCUGGAGAUGGCCAAGUUUCUUCAGGACACAAUCCACGAGAGUGCACUGCAGAGCAAGAAGAAGAAACGAGGACAGAUGGUCGAGGAAUUCUCUAACUUCAUGCAUAAGGUUCGCAGUGAGGGAAUUCGUCCGACCAAUAAAGAAAUUCUGAAGUUCUCCAAGUUGUUUGAAGAUGAGAUAACUCUGGAUAACCUGUCACAUGCCCAACUGCAAGCACUGUGUAGAGUGUUGGGCAUACAGCCCAUCGGAACAGAUGCCGUACUUCGCUUUCAGCUCAGGCUUAAACUCAGGCAGUUAAAGGCUGAUGAUACGAUGAUUGACAAAGAGGGAAUUGAUGCUUUGUCAGUGCAAGAACUGCAGGCAGCGUGUCGUGCGCGGGGGAUGCGGGCACUGGGUCUUCCUGAGAACCAGCUGAAGCUGCAGCUUCGAGAGUGGCUCGACCUGCACCUCUACAUGAAGCUGCCCACGUCGAUGUUGCUGCUGUCGCGGGCAUUGUAUAUGUCAGAAACGCUGUCGACCAAGGCACAGCUGGAGGCAGCCAUUUCAUCACUGCCUGACAAAACAACUGAGGAGGCGAAGCUGAAGUUUGCUGAGCUGAGCGGCGAGGCUGUGGACAACAAGGUGAAGCUGGACAUCAUCAAACACGAGCAGGAGGAGAUCCAGAAGGAGGAGGAGGAGCAGAAGAUGGAGGAAAUGGAGGAUGCAAUCAGACACAUAAUUGAGCAGCAGCAGCGAGAAGAGGCUGAAGCAGUGGCCGCCCAGACCGUGAUGGAGAGCAAGGAAACGCCGCAAGAUGAAGCUCUCAUACUGGAGGCCAAACCCACUGAAGAAUUGAAGGAUAUCCCUGCUGAUGAGGAGAUCACAGCCAAAGAAUUGGAGGACAUUGAGGUGGUGUUGGAGGAAAUAGCUGAACAGAAGAAACUGAACAUAGAGAAGAGCGAACUGCAAGACUUGAAAGAGGAAGUUGCAGAGUACCACGAGGACCUGGAAGACCUGAAGGAGGUGAUCGUGUCAUCGGAAGGUCGGCUGGAGGAGCUGGAACAGUCGAAGGCUGCCAAGCGUCUGAUCAAGCACGUGGGCAAGAUGAUCAACGAGGUUGACGAGAUCAUCGCACACCUGCACCGCGACAAGGACAAGGUCAAAGAGGAGAUCGAGGUGAAGGAGGUGCGGAUGAGGUGGAGUGAGGAGCUCAAGAAGGACAAGGAGAAGAUGGAGGCCAUGAUGGACGAGAUCGACAAGGGGAAAGAUAAUAUCAUAGACAUCAAUGAAAUGGUGCUGGCACUAAAACGUCUUCAGAAAGUACCCAAUGAGACUCGACUACAGCAGAUUCUGGAGGUUCUCGAUGAAGACAGGGAUGGAAAUAUUGAUAUCAGCCACGUUCUCAAGGUGAUUGAGCUCCUUGGGCGAGAAAACAUUAAACUAAACAAAUCUCAAAUCUCUCAAAUGACAGAACUGCUAAAGCGUGAAAUGGAGAUACAAGAAGCGGAGAAAAAGAAAGAGAAAGAAGAAAAGGAACGUGACAAAGAGGAAAAAGAACACAAGAAACAACAAGAAGCAAAAGGAUAGUGUACAGAUAUUAGGAUUAUUCCAUACCAAAACCUCAAACGUAUAAAUAAAGACCUGGACAAAUCUGACAGACUAGUGGUGAAAUACAUAAAGAUGCAGAAGCUCUAAAAUAUCUGUUUACAAUGAACCAGUGAAAAUGUCCAUACCUGUAUUUUCAUUCUUCUUACCUAUGAUAUUUAUAGGCUGAAGUAUACAUAUGCAAGUUGUUCACUUUAAAUGUGUGUAGGCAAAUACAUAACACUAUUCCAGAAACGGAUCGAGAUUUGACCAUUAACACACAAAAAAGUAUUUCUUAAAAGGACAUUAAAAUUAAAAGUGAUUUGUUAUGAAAGCAUUGUUAUAAAAAUAUAUGUAUCUUGUGAUAAAACGUUUGAAUCGUAUUAAAAAUUGACUUUCCUAAUUUCUAACAUUCAUGAACUAACAAAAAACAAUUACUUUAACACACUGUGUGAAUGGCAUAGCUUAUUGUGUUCUGUAUGACUGACUGGUUUGCUUUUUUAGGGUCUUCCCCACCCCACCACCUCUUUUAUUUCGCAAAUAAAAAAAAGGGGGAAAAACUCUUUCAUAUGUUACUAAAACUGCUAAAUAAUUAGUUGGCUUUAUUAAGCUCACGGCUAAAUGUAUAAUUUUGGAUAUGAUUGUAAUCAUAUACUUAAUUCAUUUCUGUUGAAAGAAGGGCAUUAUGGAGAUAUAUUUUGAAAGGGAGAUUCUUAAACCACAUGAUUUAUAAUAAUACAAAAAUUAAUUUUAAGAAUUAAAAUGUUACUAUAGUUCAACCAUUACAUUUUCAGUUCAUAUAAAGUGUUUUUCAGUUAAAAUCAAAAUGUUGUUUGAGUGACAGGUCUGAAGUUAGCAUGACCUCAUUUUAAUUGCCAUAGUUCACUGUGAGAAUUACAGGUAAGUGGAAUCACAUUCUACCAUUCCAACCAGAGGCCAUUGAUUCACUAUUUAGUUUUCAAAUGAAACUGAAUCAGGAGUCAAAUCAACUGUGUGAAUUAGAGCUAGGCGGUAUACCGUAUAUACCAUUCAGUAUCGGUAGCAUGUCGGUACCAAUUUACCGUACCGAGCUAAUUUCAAAAUAACGAAAUUUUGGGAUUAAAAAAUGUUAUCCGCCAUUUAGUAGAGCACUAACAUUAUAUCUGAUGAACACAAAUUAGCAGUUGAGACUUUAACUCGGGCAUGCAUUUAAAGCUGAGUAGCUCAAUAUUGUUAUCGGUAUUGUAUAAAUACCAAAUACCAUACCGAUAUCAAGGUAAAUCUCCCAGAAACUACCAAUAUUGAUACCAAACCUGAAAUUUCAAUACCACCCAGCUCUAGUGUGAAUAUAGAUAAUAGCUUACAGUGAUUAAUUAAAUAUUUUUAUCCAGUUUUCACUUUGUUUCAUUAGUUUCGUCAUUUAGCAGCAAAGGGAAAAGACAACAAGGCACAAAUUAGAUGCAUAUAUAUUACUUGAGCAGCGUUCUCAUUAUGCAAUUGGUCUCACCAACUUGUCACAUGUGAUUUAUUGGCCUUACAAAAAUUGGAAUGUAUAAGACUAAAGUUGUUCCGAUUGAGGUGUUCUCACAGUACAAUUUGAUUGCAUGCGACAAGUCUGUGUGACUAAUUGCAUAAUGAUAAUGCCCCUUAAGGAGUGGCAGGGUUUCGGUAUGUUAGAGUUUGUGUCAUGUUGAAUUUAUCAAAUACCCUGCAAAGCAAAUAUGCCAUUUAAAAUAGGAAAGAACUUAAGACAAUCUAUUUUUGUGAACAUAGUUAUACAUUCUUCGUACAAGUUAGGUGACAAGUUAGUGCAAAAAUAUUUGUCAGAAAUAAUGUAGAUUCAUGAUCAAGUAGGGUUGCCUUUUCAGACUGGAAAAUGCAGUAAAUGCAAUCAUUAACGUCAUUGAGUUACACAUCAUUUUCUGAAAAAAUUUUGAAUUGGUGUUUAUGAAAUUUACAUUAUAAAACCAUGGUAUUAAUGUACAGUAUUGGGAUAUGCAAUAACUUAGUAGUCCUAAUGUUCUCUUUAAUACAUCGAAGCCAGGAGAUGGAGAUCUGCACUUUUUCUGAAGUGUCUGUCAAGAAUUGGAAUUAAAACAGUUCCAGCAUAGUUAAAACAUGGUGAAAUAUGAUUGUCAUUUUAAAUUCCAUUACUGUGUGUGAAUGAUAUUUUUCUGUUUCGUUUUUGUGUUGCAAUAUAUAUUAUUAUUAUGUAGAUACAUACAUACAAAUAUACAGUACAGUUGUAUAUAUAUAUAUAUUUACAGUUCACUGUUCUGUCAGUAUACUCUGAAAAAACCCUCUGAAUUUUGUUACAUUUAAAAAAUAUGAACAAUACUAGGUCUCUUUUGAGUUCCAGUUCUACACUGAUUUCAUAUAUAAAGCUUUUCUAUAUGUAGACCAAUAAAUAUGAUUGUGACUUCUAUUAAAGGAGCUUGUUGGUAGCACCCAUUUGAAGUUAUCAUAAAGCUUGCCAUGUAUAUUUGUAGAUAUAUUUGAAAGAUGCAAGUAAACAUCUGGAAAGUGAAA